AGAUGCUCAAUGCGAAGAUAGAGCCCGCCGAUUGCCUGCCGGAGAAGCCUGCGUCGCUGAAGGCGCCGAAGAUCCAGAUGCCGCCGCACGUGAGAAGUAUGUUGGGGACCCUGAAGGACCCGAAGUGGAACCUCCCCAAGGAGCACCAGCCCGUCGAGGAGGGCAAGGAGGACACGGCCGACGACAUCCGCCAGAACAUGCUGCGGAAGUUGUGCGACACUUACCUCGACCGACUGCUCGAGGAGGACGACCCCAAGAAUGAGGUAGAGGAUGAGUACAAGGCCAAGAAGAACAAGGUCUUCAUGUGGCAGGCGCGCCGCCUCUUCGCUCAGAAGCACCUGCGCGCGUACUCGACCAGGGAGACCAACACCACCAAAUUUGAUUUCAUGGACUACGUGCGCACUGUCAAGGGCAUAAAUGUUGUAGCGACCGUCGCGGACACUUCUGCCGCUGAGGCCCCGCCCGCUGAGGGCGCGAUAGCGGGCACCAUUCCAGAGGCACCGGCUAUCGCGGACGCCGCUCCAGCGGACGCCGCCCCAGCAGACGCCGCGGCGGCUCCGGCAGACGCCGCACCAGCCAGCGCUGCACCGGACGAUGCCACCAUGGAGCCGGCAGGCGGUGCCGGCGCGGCGGUUGCCGAGGCCCCCAGCGCGGCCUCCGCCGCAGACGCCCCGGCCGACGCUGCGCCCGCCGCAGCAGUGGAGAUCGAUGGUGAGGCUGGGCAGCAGACCAGCACAGCUGGCAAGCGCAGCGCUGACACGGCCGGCGUUGUCGCGGAGCCGGAGGCGAAGAAAGCCAAGACGUGAUCAGGCUACCAGGUGCCAGCUUGCGCGCUGCCAUAUGAGGCUUAGGAUCUGGUGCGCGGCUGCUGCGUGCAGGGCGCGUGUGAUCGAGUCAUGGCUCGCGACCAAAAGAGAGACGCUCGCACCA
Messenger RNA from Prorocentrum cordatum, 930 nucleotides. NCBI's taxonomy places the organism in Eukaryota, Dinophyceae, Prorocentrales, Prorocentraceae. The record is from the annotation of a GenBank genome assembly.